This is a messenger RNA of Spodoptera littoralis (African cotton leafworm), 1644 nucleotides long. The record is from the annotation of a GenBank genome assembly. Lineage: Eukaryota; Metazoa; Arthropoda; Insecta; Lepidoptera; Noctuidae.
AUGAUGACGCCUAUUGAGGAGAAGAAAGAUGAAAAGAUACGUACAGGCAUGGUGCAGGUCUCGGACGGCAAGUCCCGCCCGAGGCCGGCGCGGCUGGUACUCACGAUGGAUGCGGUGACCGUACAGCGCGAGGCCCCCGUGCCUGUGCAGCCGACCAAGGAUAAAAAUGUGCCACAUGCUAGGGAGCGAAUGGUCCAAAUCACGCGGCAGAAGGUUGGCGGUUUGGGGCUUAGCAUAAAAGGUGGUGCUGAACAUAAAUUGCCUAUCCUCAUUUCAAAGAUAUACAAGGACCAAGCGGCUGACCAGACCGGCCAGCUGUUUGUCGGAGACGCUGUUAUUAAAGUUAACGGAGAGUACAUAACGGCGUGCAAGCACGAUGAUGCGGUGAACAUACUCCGGAAUGCAGGAGAUAUUGUCGUGCUCACUGUCAAGCACUACAGAGCCGCUACACCUUUCCUGCAGAAACAAGCGGACGGUGCUUCGGACACAGACAGCAGUACAGGUGACGACCACCCGUCACUACACAAUAAGAACGUGGACGCUAAUUGCAAUACUGAGAAGAACACUGAACAAACUAAUGGAGGUUGGCAGAGCGCGUGGGGCGAGUGCGAGGAGGGCGCGGGGAGCCGGCCGGGCAGCGCGCCCGGCUCCGCGCGCGGCUCGCGCCCGCCCUCCGUCGCCUCCGACGUGCCCGACACCAACCGGGACUGGCGGGACGUCGUCUCCGUUCCAUUGAUGAUGGGUUACGUCACGAGAUACGUGCUAGGAACAGAUAAACUACGACCUGGCGCGUUUGAGGUUCGUGGUGCCCGUCCUCAUCUAACGACGGGAGUGAUCCACGCAGAGGACCCGGCGGCACUUUCUCAGUGGUUAAAAAGUAUUUCAGACAACAUUGUAGGACUUACUAAUCUCCAGAUGAAAUUGUUCAACCGUCACUUCGGUCCGGGCGAGCGCAUCGAGUACAUGGGCUGGGUCCACGAGGGAGUAGUACAAGCUCAGCAACCCUGGCAGACUUACAGACCUAAGUUCCUCGUACUCAAGGGAACUGAUGUUAUGUUGUUCGAUGUUCCGCCCAUGUCGAGUACGGAGUUGGCGAAAUGUCCAGAGAGCCUGAAGGUCUACCAGACGAUGUUCCGUACGGUGAAGGAGAGUGAGACGGUGGACUGGCGCCAGCACUGCUUCUUAGUACAGAGCUCGGCGCCCGGGCCGGCCGGGGCCGCGCCGCCCGGGCCCAGGUACUUCAGUGCCGAGACCAGGCAGGACCUACUCAGGGUCGAGGCCGCAUGGACCACCAACAUUGUCAACUCUGUUAUACGACUCGGGAAGAAAACAUUCACAGUAGUACACAUGGGCCGCGCGGCGGGACUGACGUUAGACUGGGCGGCUGGGUUCUCACUCAGUGAGGGCACACCCGGAGCCAAACCUGUUUGGGCAUACCGAUUUUCUCAACUCCGAGGAUCCAGUGAUGAUGGCAAAUCAAAAUUAAAACUACACUUCCAAGACUCUGAGACUAAAGUUAUUGAAACGAAGGAACUAGAAUGCCAGAUUCUACAGAGCUUAUUGUUUUGCAUGCAUGCGUUCCUGACGGCGAAGGUAGCGUCUGUCGACCCCGCCUUCCUCGCGUCCAUACAACAGUCCAAUUAG